AUGGCCUUGCGGCGCCAGCUGCGGUUGGGGGUCUCCUACCUAGCAGCCACGGUGUGUAUGCACCAAGAUGAUCGUCGAGCCCAAAAGAUUGAGCAGGAUUGCAUUGCGCUGGGCUCGCCCGUCAUGCACGCAGUGUCGCUUGACCCUUCGGCGAACGUGGUGGGCGAUGCGGCGCAGGCUAGUGUCGAACGCAUUGCGCUCGGCGGCCAUGAUCAUAACGAUAUCCGGACGGAGUUUCAUCCGCACAGUCGAAAAUGUCCACAGACAACAUCAUUUGAAGAUUACGGUCGUGCUGCAGUGCCUUUGCCAUCCCCGAUUGAUGAUGAGCCAUGGAAACCAUUUCGUUCUCGAUUGGACUUUGAGGUUGCCGAGUUUGCAGUACAGAGUGCUCUGAACAAUGACCAGGUUAACACUCUCCUUUCUCUAUUCAAGCGGUCGCAGGGUGCAGAGUCUGUAACUCUCAAGUCACAGGCCAAGAUAUACGAUCUACUCAGAAGCAAGGCUAAUACCCUCACCAAUUUUGAGCAAGAGGAGAUCUCUGUCCUAUACAAGGGUAAACAUGAGACGUUCAAUGUCCAUUUCAAGCCACUAUGGGAAUGGACAAUGGAUCUUCUCGAAGAUCCACUACUAGCUCUACACUGGGUUUGGGAUGCCGAGAAAGUUUCUAAAUUCAAUGGUACAGAGUUUGUGCAGAUGUAUUAUGAGCCUUGGGCUGCUGAUGGGUUUUGGAAAGCUCAGUCAAAAAUCCCUCCAACAGCCAACCCUCUGUGUUACAUCCUGUAUGCAGACAAGACCAAAUUAUCAUCAUUUGGCACACAGAAAGGUUAUCCAGUUUUUGCACGACUUGCGAACCUCCCCGUUGAUAUUCGGAAUGGUGACGGUGUUGGUGGUAGUCAUCUUGUUGGAUGGCUACCUAUUGUACCUGAAGACCCUAAAGAGAAGAACAAGACUUCUUUUGCCAAUUUCAAGAAUGUUGUUUGGCAUGAGUCGUUUCUUCAUUUGUUGAAGUCUAUUGAGCAGCAUUCCAAGUAUGGCUUCUUUUUCCACUGUGCUGAUGGAACAAAGCGAUGGCUCUUUCCAAUGAUUCUAAUUUUGACAGCUGACUAUGAAGAGCAAUGUGUUAUGGCCUUGAUACGGGGCAAAAAUGGCUUAUGUCCUUGUCCUAUUUGUCUUGUUCCUGACAAAGAGUUGGUUGAUCUUUCAAAAACUCAUCCACGACGAACUAGCGAUCAGUCAGAAGGUAUAUUUGAGCAAGCACAAGGCUUAAGGUUCCUUGGGGAUAAGGAACAGCUUUUCAAACAGCUCAGUCUCCGACCAGUAAAAAGUGCUUUUUGGUCGAUAUCAAACACUAAUGUGCAUCAUGCUUUAUCAUGGGAUCGACUUCAUGCAUACCAUCUUGAAAAAUCUGGUGAUAAUCGAAUGGACUUGAUUCCAUCUUGGAAGGAUCUCAACCAUUUUUCCAGUAUCAUGAAUACAUCUUUUACAGAUGGUAGCAAAUUUGAAGAUAUUUCCAAAGUUAUUACUUUUGCAGUUCAUAAUCUCUUGGGCAAUAAGCAAAAAACUCCAGCUGGAUAUGCCUUGCUUCAAUGCAUUCGCAGCUAUCUUGUCUUAGAUAUGUAUGCUGCACUCGAAGUCCACACAGAAGAAACAAUUGCUGUGGGUGAAUUAGCAAUCUUAAGAUUUGAACAAUCACUCAAGAAAUAUAUUAUGAUGGUUGAUGCAGAAAACUUAAAGGAUUGGAAUUUCCCCAAGAUUCACACUCACAAGCACUUAUUUGAAGAUAUCAAAGAGAAAGGUGCCACUCGCAAUGACAAUACAAAGCCAAAUGAGAAGUUGCAUGGGCCUAUCAAAUAUGCAUAUCUCCUUCGUACAAACAAGAAGAAUAUUGCCUCUCAGAUUUUGAAUGUGGACCAGUAUACUCUAGUCACCAAAUUUGUUCGUGCUCAGAUUGAGCAUGUACAAGCAUUCAAACAAAUUCAAGAAGAAAAGGAAGAAGACUUUGAUAUUUUGGAAAAUUGGAGGUCAACUGUUCUUAUUGCUGGUCAUGUCAUUCUUGGUUCUCGGAACAUCAAUUCCUCUCUUCAUAGUCGAGAGGAAUCCAAGGAUCCUGCAUUCACCAAUUUCUCAAAGAGAUUGAUCAAAUGGCUUAUAGCUAAUCUCAUUCACCAAUUCAAUAAAGUGGCAGCAAGCAUCAAGCUAGAUGCAAAUGACAAGAUUUGGGAAUACUGCUUUUUGAAGGUUCGAUAUGAGUCCACAGUUAAUUGGAGAGAGAAGAUGGAUUACUUGCGGUGUAGCCCAUCCUUCCAUGAAAAGCCACGAUAUGACUGCAUUGUCGUGGACACAGUCAGGGGACCUAUCUUUGCACAGCUUGUCUUUGUUUUCAACUACAAGGUCGAAGGCGAAGACUACCCCAUUGCAUUGAUUCAUCCAUUUGAUGCCACUCUUAGCGGUCCUCAUCGGCAAAAGGAUGUCGAUUUCGGCUUAUUCCGUGUCUGUGCAAAACCUCGAACUUCUUGUGAGUUCAUCUUUGUACGGUCCAUCAUUAGGGGUGCAUUGUUAGUAGAAGAUUUUGAGAGGACAGGGGACUUACUGGUUGUAGAUACCGUGGACACGGACAUGUUCCUUCGUCUUCAACAGAUAGCUAGCCUGUAA
Heterobasidion irregulare TC 32-1 is the source of this 2652-nucleotide messenger RNA. RefSeq lists its product as uncharacterized. The coding region runs from base 1 to 2652 and encodes 883 amino acids. The transcript has 13 exons. The record is from RefSeq and is a predicted model, not a curated record. Lineage: Eukaryota; Fungi; Basidiomycota; Agaricomycetes; Russulales; Bondarzewiaceae.